CUUCCCCGUAUGACAACAAUAACUAAAAUACAAACCAAUAAAUAAAUCCCGAAAACUAUUUUCUUCAAGUGUUUAAAUACAAAAUAAAUAAAAGAAAAUAAUAAAUAUUACGGGACGUCGCCGUACCGUAGCAAGAAAUUAAAAAGAAAAAAAAGAAAGAAAAGAGAGUUCUUUGUUUGUUUGUUUGUCUCAUAUAACAGAGAAAGUUCUGAUUGUGUUUCUCUUAUUGUUAGCAAAUCUCUCGAUCUCUCCAGUCUCUUCAACAGAGAGACUCUCUCUCUCUUAAUCUACACCUCUUCACAACAAUUCACUUCACGUAUUCCAAGUGUUGUGGAAAUGUUAUUCGGCGGCAAUUGUGAAGUCAAUUGGACAGCGAGUAUUGCGAUUCGGGUUUGAAAAUGUUUUCCGGCAGCGAAUUGUUGCCAAUUUUGGCGAAUUCAUUUUCUGUCUGUUGUAAAUAGACAUGAGUUAGGGUUUAAGCUGCUAUGCAAAUGUCUUUUGAACGUGUUACCAGCUCCAUUUGAGUCUAUUCGAUUAAGGCUGUUCUUUGUAGGAAUCAAAUGUAUUAGUGAAGUGAAACAGAAUGUUUACUUGUGAUUCUUGUUGUUGUUUUUGAUUUUUGUAUUCUGAUAAAUUUGAGUACUAAACAAAGAGGCAAAGUAAACAGAAGAGAACUGUAUUGGAUGGGUAAUAAGCUGGGAAGGAGGAGGCAAGUGGUGGAUGAGAGGUACACAAGACCGCAGGGGUUAUAUGUUCACAAAGAUGUGGAUGUUAAGAAGCUUAAGAAGCUAAUUCUUGACUCUAAGCUUGCUCCUUGCUAUCCUGGGGAUGAUGAUUGUUGCUGUGAUCUCGAAGAGUGCCCUAUAUGCUUCUUGUAUUAUCCAAGUCUCAACCGAUCAAGAUGUUGCAUGAAAGGCAUUUGUACAGAGUGUUUUUUGCAGAUGAAGAAUCCCAAUUCUAAUCGCCCUACUCAAUGUCCUUUUUGCAAAACCUCAAAUUAUGCUGUGGAGUAUCGAGGUGUGAAAACAAAGGAGGAAAAAGGCAUUGAGCAAAUUGAAGAACAACGUGUUAUAGAAGCAAAAAUUAGGAUGCGGCAGCAGGAACUUCACGAUGAGGAAGAGAGAAUGCAAAAAAGACAAGAAUUAAGUUCUUCAAGCACAAGUGUAGCACCAGGAGAGGUUGAAUACAGCUCAAUGGCCGUUUCAUCUUCUAGAUCUGUGGAACGUGAUGAAAUUGUAUCCUUCCAAGAUUCAUGUGCUGCUCCUAUUAUAAGACAGCCUUCACACCCGAGACAAAACAGAGAUGAUGAGUUUGACCUGGAUUUGGAAGAUAUAAUGGUCAUGGAAGCAAUCUGGCUUUCCAUUCAGGAGAAUGGCAGACAAAGACACCCUGCUUAUGAUGCUGCUCCAUCUGACCAAUAUGUUACAGAAGAUCGCUAUGUCUCAUCAACUGUGGCUCCAAUGGCUGGUACAUCAUCAUCCCCUUCUGGUGGUCUUGCUUGUGCAAUAGCUGCCCUUGCUGAGCGUCAGCAAACAAGUGGAGAAUCAUCUAUAAACCAUAAUGCAAAUCUUUCAGGAUUCGAUAUGCUUCCAGGUAGUAGCAGGUUCUACAAUAGGGUGGCCCGAGAUGCGGAGAACUAUCCUCCUGCAGAGAGCUCCAUCAACUCAUCGCCUGAUGGCAGAGUGGAAGCGGCUAGAGAUGAAGGCGAAUGGGGAGUAGAUCGUGGAUCAGAAGUGGCCGAAGCAGGUACCAGCUAUGCAAGCUCUGAUGUCGUAGAAGACGGAGUUGGAAUUUCAGGAAUGCCCACAUCUGAUGAGAUUGGAGGCAACUUUCAAAAUGUCCCAGGACCUGUUGUUCCCGAGAGUUUUGAGGAGCAGAUGAUGCUGGCCAUGGCUGUUUCUCUAGCUGAGGCUGGAUCUGUAACAAGUGGACCAGGAGUUUCAUGGCAAUAGUUGUCAGUGGUGGGUUUUCUCGAACGGAUGAUGCUGGCAGAGUCUGGAGCUAGGACCAGUGCACAUUGCAUUGCAUUGCUUGCAGCUAGUUCAAAGUUUAAGGUAGUUAUGAUUCCCUCUCCUCACACUCUAUUUCUUCAUAUAUAAAUGUUAAAAAAAGGAAAGACGGCAGAUUAUUUGAAUGAAUGAAAGGUUGGUUGGUUGGCUAUGGUAUUCUUUGAGUUAGAAUGAUUUGUUUGAUUUCCAUUUGAUAAAAAAUCCCAUGGAAAAGAUGCCUGUCAGUUGUGAUAAAGGGCAUAAAUUUGUCAUUAUAAACUGAAACCAUUAUGAAACGCAGUCUGUUUCCUACUGUGAAUAGCAAUUUUGAGUCAUCUUAUUCC
This is a messenger RNA of Pistacia vera, 2332 nucleotides long. Its product is annotated as E3 ubiquitin-protein ligase DA2L-like. The transcript has 10 exons. Gene Ontology annotation, cellular component: cytoplasm. The coding region runs from base 684 to 1952 and encodes 422 amino acids. The record is from RefSeq and is a predicted model, not a curated record. Lineage: Eukaryota; Viridiplantae; Streptophyta; Magnoliopsida; Sapindales; Anacardiaceae.